AUUGCUUAUUCCGUACACGUACACGUAUAAUAAUUUCAAUACAAUUACCGUAUGAGAUUGCGUCAACUAGUCUACGAGACAACCUCGAAAUUUCUGUGAUUACUUGACUUCAUCGAACUUGGUGAAAUAAGCGACGACCAGAAUAGCAUAAAAUGCCGAUCGACACCCGCGAACUGAUGGAGGCAGUCGGAAUGCUGACGGACCAAAGGAACGUACGGGUCACUAUUAAAAGCAGUGCUAAAGGUGCCAUGGUGUGCGGUACAACCUGUUUCAUAGGAGGACUGCUGGGUGGACCGGUUGGGCUGGCUGUAGGCGGAACGAUUGGGGCCAUAGGUGCUGGCAUGAUGAGCAAGGGUAAAUUCCGAUCAGUCAACGAAAUCAUUAUGCAAGAAAUGAGCGACCGGGAAAGAGAACAGCUCAAAGAACGCAUCUUGAAAGCGUUAUCUCAGUUCCAUCCAACCGACAUGGCAGUGUUGUUGCCUCUGAUAAUGGGCAAUGCUGCCGCACAGCAGGCUAUUCUAAGUACCGUAAUAUCGUUUGUGACGAACGAAAUGAAGAUGCAAAUCGUAGACUGAUCGAAUCGUAGAAUAGGACAAUUGUUGGCUUUACAGGGGAUACGGUGCUUUUUAUUUAUUCAAAAGCUAUUCUGUUGUCAAAAAAAAACCAAAUGACAUCUCACACACGUAGUACAAGGGGAGAUAACGAAUCAAUUUGUAGAACAACUGGUACGUGGAACUUUAUAUUGAAAUGAAAAUAUAAAUUUUGAACGAAAA
Messenger RNA from Malaya genurostris, 773 nucleotides. Its product is annotated as protein C19orf12 homolog. NCBI's taxonomy places the organism in Eukaryota, Metazoa, Arthropoda, Insecta, Diptera, Culicidae. The record is from RefSeq and is a predicted model, not a curated record. The coding region runs from base 153 to 575 and encodes 140 amino acids. The transcript has 2 exons.